Suillus bovinus is the source of this 750-nucleotide messenger RNA. RefSeq lists its product as uncharacterized. The transcript has 7 exons. Lineage: Eukaryota; Fungi; Basidiomycota; Agaricomycetes; Boletales; Suillaceae. The coding region runs from base 1 to 750 and encodes 249 amino acids. The record is from RefSeq and is a predicted model, not a curated record.
AUGAAUGAAAACAAUCCCUCUCGAAAGACCCCCUGGAGAUGGUUGAAGCCAUGUCAUUCAGACCCUCAUUUGGCACAGGAGAGAAGCAGGAGGGCAGCCAGUCGAGAUGUAUGGACUUUCGUCUUUAGAACUAUCCCGUCCUCUCUCCCUGCUUCAAGGCAUGGGUCUACUGAACGAUCUUCGGGCUUCGUUUCCAAGUUCGUCAGCAAAGCGACCAAGCGCUUCGGUCGAGGCGCUAGACAGUCUCCCAACCCUGAACCCACAGCUGCAAGUUCCAGCUCACAGGACAUCCAACAUGUUCAAUCAAACAAGUCUUCCAAUUCUGGUGUUGCAGAAGCCGAGCAUCUUGACCCGAAAUUUGUGAACGAAAGAAUUGCUGAAGCUACGAAAGGUGUUGCAGGCAUCGGCCAGGUCCCAACAAUAGUCCAGGGUGCUUCUUCUGCGAUCAACGAGCUACCAUCUGUUUCUACUACAAUCGAUACCACAAUCGACAACUUCUCCGCGUUUCUUCGACCCUUGAAGGCGUUCAACACCAUCGCCAACUCUAUUGCAAAUGUCCAUCCCUACGCGAAGGUCGCAUUGAGUAUCUUCACUUGCGCGUCCAAGAUGAUUCUCGAUCAGGCAGAACGUGAUGUCGCCGUUUCUACUCUACUCUCAAAAAUAUCUGAAGUCUAUACAUUCAUCACGGAAGAGGAGGAAUUGGCCAAGAUUGAAUCUAUGCCAUUACUCUCAGACGAAGAGCGCUUGUGA